Hibiscus syriacus is the source of this 711-nucleotide messenger RNA. RefSeq lists its product as uncharacterized. The transcript is spliced from 3 exons. Lineage: Eukaryota; Viridiplantae; Streptophyta; Magnoliopsida; Malvales; Malvaceae. Bases 1 to 711 code for a protein of 236 amino acids. The record is from RefSeq and is a predicted model, not a curated record.
AUGGAGAGAGCUCGAAAACGGGGAGAGGAAGAUGGUCUUUUAAUUCAUCGAAAGGAAAAAAAAAAGAAAAUAAAGAAAAUAAAUGGGUUUGAUUGGGAGUUGAAGCGAAAGGACAUCGACCAAGUUAACGACGACUUCUCCGGUUUCUCGCUCUCGUCGCCGGCCACCAAGAUUCGCCGUCUCGAUGUCGAUUUGCCCCCGAUAAUCGAGGAGGACUCCUUCCCUGAGAAUCACGAAAGAGCCAUAGUUCUCUUUAACCCGAACCCACUCCUUCUUGAUCCUAAUGAACCUCCCUUGUGUUCUCCUCCUCCUUCUACCCCCUUCGUCUCCCUCCAUUCCGACCUCAUCUCCGGCUUCAAGAACCAAUUCCUACGGGCAACCGACACGAAAUCAGCCGAAACCGAAGAGAGCAAGAAGGAAAGCGAGGGAUGUUUAGCUAUGGUUCCAUGGGUUCCUUCACAGAUUCCUUCAGUGGAAAGCAGAGGUUUGGAGCAGGAAAUCCCGAUUCCAGAGUCGAUGGAAACUGAUGAAAUGGAUGUAGAAGAGAAUUGUAAUGACAAAGAAAGCAUGCAAGAAGUUCACGGAUAUCAAUUCCAAGGGUUGAAGCCAAGAGAGGCGUUCCAUCACUGGACGCAGCCGCAACCGCAGCAACAUUGCAUGAUCCCACAGCCUCCUCAAUACCCUUUCACUCCAAUCACAUGGUCUGAUUGA